This is a messenger RNA of Mycena citricolor, 1474 nucleotides long. NCBI's taxonomy places the organism in Eukaryota, Fungi, Basidiomycota, Agaricomycetes, Agaricales, Mycenaceae. The record is from the annotation of a GenBank genome assembly.
CGCAUCUGAGCCCUCUCUGUUUUACACCACUUCGCCGCUGACAGAGCUCAGCAACCCAAGCACAUCUUCAAGCCCGACUGGCCCGCCGGCCACCUUUAAACUGUCCCAUCUAAUAACCCCGCCGACGUCGACCACGUCACAACAGAUCCCUCGACCACGCCCAGCUAUACCCAUGCCCUCAGCCGACGUCACGCCAUUCUCCGGUCGCCGAGACAGUACGAACAUGCUCACUGCCGAUUGGGUCCGUGCAGUCCGCCAAAUGGUCGCCGACCGCCAAUACGCGACAACCGACGAACAGAUACGCGCUGUCAACUACCAUCUGAAACCAGAUAGUCCGGCAGAAGACCACAUGCUCGGCUUGGCAGCAACGUCGCCGGCACGCGCGUCCCUCGAUGCGUACCUGGGCGAGCUCGCAACCACAUUUCCGGGCCUCAAGCCGAUUCGUCGCACCGCCGCUUCUUAUGAGGCGGAGCUCCUGAAAACGAGGAUCACGGUGGCAGAGCUUGCCGCGGAGACGGUGAAGAGAGGGGAGGUGGAAGUCUACGUCCAAGAGGACUUUGCGAACCAGGUGGAGGACUUGGCCAUGCAGGCAAAAGUCAAAGGCACACUCGCUGGGUACCCGCUGUGGAAGGAGAACCAACCAAGCAUAAUCGUAAAGGCCCUUACACCAGAUCCGACGAGCUGGGCAGGCGUGGCCGCACAGAUCCGGGCAAUCGCUAACUCGGACAUCCACGAACUCGCAGAAGGUUACCGGGCCGCGGCCAACACAUUGCGAGAACAACAACUCCUCAAAGCCAAUGUCAACGACUUGACGCGCAGCUUUAGCGCCUUCCGGUUGUCUCCGACGUCCCACGCGACUGCCGCCGUAGCUUCCAAGCCGGCGCACGUCCCCCCGGCAACCAGCCGACCACCGAACGUGACCCAGCAAGACCGACCCCGUCAGGCGCAAUUCGAAAGAGACUACACCCCGACGACAGAAGAGGUCGCGCAAAUCAGGGCGGCUCGCGAGAAGUGUAUUUCACUCGCACAACCGGACACUCCGCAAGGACGGGCCACGUACAACCAGCAACGAGCUGCAUGGGCGACUCAGCACGACGCUGCACGACUAGCCGGCAACCAACACCUUUGGGAAACCGGAUACCCGCUCGCCCCUGGAACGCAGGCACCAUGCAGCCGCGAAUGCUGGAAGUGCGGGUACCCCCGUCAUGGAGGUGGGGAGUGCACGGCGCCGUUUGUCCCUAGCGACGAGCGCCGGUUCCGGUACCUCUGCCACACAUGGCUGGGCCAGACACGCGCCGGGCCAGCCCCAGUGCCCGUGAACGUAGUUGAUUGGACUUCAAUUGGGACGCCGACGGAGGAGGACCUCCGGGAUUUUCAGGCGGGGCUGACGCAAUAGGCGAUGCAUCGGCCCCAUACUCUGGCCAAUUGGACGUGCCGGAGGGUCACCAGCAUACAGUCGACACUAAUGUAUUGC